Molecule: messenger RNA, 3081 nt
Organism: Dreissena polymorpha
Lineage: Eukaryota; Metazoa; Mollusca; Bivalvia; Myida; Dreissenidae
Product: protein maelstrom homolog
Exons: 16
Coding region: 147-2297 (716 amino acids)
Biological process (GO): regulation of miRNA-mediated gene silencing; negative regulation of DNA-templated transcription; spermatogenesis
Cellular component (GO): P granule; nucleus
Molecular function (GO): sequence-specific DNA binding
Source: RefSeq, a predicted model, not a curated record
AUUUUACUAAGCGCACUCUAGAGAAGUUUUAACAAAAUAGUAAUUAUCAGAGAGAGAUUCUAAAGAAGAGACCAUUUAUCAGAGGGGCCACUACAGCAUAGCUAAAUUACGGCCCAACAGUCUAGGUAUCCAGGUAUCCAGAUAAAAUGCCAAAGAAGCAACAAAGAAAUGCCUUCUACUUCUUCAUGAAAGAUCUCGAGCCCCAGUUACGUAGAGAAGGGCGAGUCUUCCCCAACGGAAUGGCGGACGUUGUGGAAAUCGCACAUCCAAGAUGGAAGAUGCUUCCAGAGAGGGAGAAGGCUAGAUUUGAAGCCAUGGCUAAAGAAGCGAAGAACAAAAUGAGGGGCCGGGAGGGAGACAAAUUUCGUCAAGACAAUGUUGGGAACAUUCUGGCACAUCGUGUAGACAAGCAUACUGACAUGGAGCAUCGGAGGAUCAAAGAGCGCAGGGACAUGGUGAAAGACAUGCCACCGGGGAAAGAUUUGAUGCGCAGCAAGUUCUAUUUCAUCAGCUUCCAGAUACUUUGUCAAACAGAGGAGAAGGAAGUGUUGCCAGUGGAGAUUGGGAUGAUAGAGUACAGUAUUGCCCAGGGAAUCACCAAGGAGCUGCACAGGUUCAUUGAGCCAGGUCAAAUCCCUUCUGGUUACAGAUUUACAUGUUUACAGAAAAGUGAGGACACUCACAAGAUCCCCAUAGAGAACUUUGAGGAGGCCAGUAACAACUACACGGGCCUGUGGAUCCAGAUAGAGAACUUCAUCAACCCAGGCGGGGAACUGCCUGAGAAUCCACCUGUAUACUGUCUGGGUGCGGGAGAGAACUGGGACAUCGUGGAGCGGUGUCUUGACUGGAUUCAUGGCAAGGCGCGACUAGGCCAACCCAACCGCAUCCGACGCAUCUAUGAGGUGGAGAGUCUGUUCCAGGAAAUGCAUGCACAUGUUGAUAACACUACGUCCAAGUCGAGUCUUAUUGCUGCUUUAACGACAUCCGACUGGGAUUACGAACCUAAUAUUAAAUGCAACCAUCAUGAAAAAAUAGAAGUGAAGGACUGUUCUUUGGGCAUUGUGAAGCGUUAUGCGUUUGCCAUCUCAGACUCUGUGUGCCAGUACUAUGAUGUGAGACCAACCAAGGCACAUCUGCCUCUGCGGAACACACGGGGAAGUUUUACUGUCCUUGCACCGUCCAGUAUGCCGGUCUGUGAUCAGCAGCAUGCCAGACUCGCCCCCAAAAAUGAGGCUGCAUUCAAGGCCACGCCAAAACCUAAAGUUAAAGAAGACUACACAGAACUCAGGAAACCUAACCUUCCCCCAGGUGCCAAUUACUCAGGCAAAGAUGGAGGGGCUGGGGCCGGAUAUCCGGGCUACCCAACAGGGGGCGGAGUCAGCAUGCCCAGUGAAGCCCCAGCCUGGAGUGGGCCCAUGGGUGGGGCAGUCAUACAGAUGGACUAUGUAUCCAGGGGACGGGGUCUCACUGUUGGAUUACAGAACAUGAAGCUGGAAGGCCCUGGCCCUGUGAAGCAUGCAGGUCGAGGUGCCCCGCCCCACCCCUCACUGGCCCCUGUGCCCCCUGCAGCCUGGCAGGUGGGAAUGCAAAACAGUCAGGAUGUGGGUUUGGGGCGUGGCAUGAUGGCUGCCCGACCCCCCGGGGCUCAGAUGCAGCCAUCCUCCCGACCUCCCGGAAUUCCAUCCCCAUAUGAUGACAACAGCGAUGAUGAUGAUGAUGAUGAUGAUGAUGAUGAUGAUGAUGAUGUGUCAAACCCACUGCCUUCACCUGUCAGAUUACCAUCUCAGCAGUUGCCUAUUUCACCUGUCAGAUUACCAUCUCAGCAGUUGCCUAUUUCACCUGUCAGAUUACCAUCUCAGCAGUUGCCUAUUUCACCUGUCAGAUUACCAUCUCAGCAGUUGCCUAUUUCCCAACCUGUAUAUUUGCCAACCCAAUCGUUUAUGAGUUCUCAACCAGUGUAUCUUCCUAGUCAAACAACAUCGAGUUCCAAGCCGGUGAUGCUUCCAAGCCAGAAGAUACCAAGUUCCCAACCAGUGCCCCGUUUAUCACACGGACAAAGUGCUCAGACUGUGCCAUUUUUCAGAAAUGAAUCUCAGCAAAACUCAAUUGCAACUACUGAACCAGUUGGCCAUAAUGGGGCAUGUGAUGACAAGUUUUUUGGAGUUGAAGGGACCGGUAGGAGAGGCAUCCUGGAGAAACUUGUGUUGAACGGGCGCAAGGCAGGAGUCCCUGUUGGGAGGGGCUACGCUCCACAAGACUGGGUUGACGAUGGCAGCCUGGGUCCAAUCAAAAGAUGAGCACCCAAUCCAAUGUUCAUGCACACACACAAAAAGUUCAGGAUCCGAAACAGUUCCAGGAGAAAUGAAGCAAUAACUUCAUGUGUUUGCCACAAGAAGUGGAAUUGAAUCUUGUCUAAUGUUCAUUUUUUAGUAGACAGUAAUAUGCAAAUUCAAAUGAUUGUGGUUUUUUUUCCGUGUAAAGAUCAGAAACAUGAACAACUUAAUGUACACUAUCAAAGUAUAAAAUAUAGUAAUUUGUUUUACAGUUAUGUUCUAUAAAAAAAAAUCAUUUCAUGUUUCAUGUUGGCAUUUCGUAUAUGCCAUUCAUUCAUUUAAUUUUUUUUUAUGAGGAUGUUUCAAAUCAAAUGUUUUUUAUUGAUGUAUCAUUUACUUAUUUAUUUUUUUUCAUCACUAAUAAAGUGAUUUAUAUGUUUUUUUAUAAAAAGUUAAAUUAAAUUGUUUGACUUGAAGUUUUCUUGAACCAUCAAAAUAGUAUUGUCUCAACUAAACCAGUGAUCUUUUCUAGUGCAUUAUAAAUGAUAUGCCAGUUUGACAAUUACGUUCUUUAUUCCAUAAACGCAACCAAAAUUAAUUUUAAUCCUAUAUUAUCAUUUUAUUUAAGAUAACUUCAAACCCUUAUAUAAUAUUUUGGUCAAACAUGCAUUUUGACUGCCUGUUUUAGAUAAGUAACCCACAAAGCAGUUUUUGGAUCAGAACAGCAAAGAAAUAACUAAUUCCCUGGAUUGACCUUAUCUCUUUAAAAAUAACUAAAGCUAUGAUAAAUAAAUUAGUCUCCUAAGAA